GUCCAUGGUGACGACAGUAUUUCAUUAUAGUAUUUGCACAAAAUUUAUUUCUAUAUACUUACACAUUACAUACAGAUUUUAAUAGUGAAAAUGUCAAGAGUAAAACUCAAAAAUUUAUUAAUUCUUAUAAAUUUUUUGUUUGUAAAAUUUACUUAGAUAACAAGUCUUAAAAAAUUAAUUGAAAUAUAUAUAUAUGUAUAUAUAUUUAUAACGGUCUCUAAAAUUGAUUUAUAUCAACGAUCGAUAAUCAAUAUAAUAAUAUCGUAAAACUUAUGAAGCGGAGUUAUCAGAUCAGUCUUUUUUACCAAUUUUUCAAAUUAUUUUAUUCAAAUACCGCAACAAGAGUCUUAAAAAAUCUACUGUUUUUGUCUGGAAAUUAUUAGACAAAUUUUGUGCGUCUGGGAAAAUUAACUAAUAUGUGUAGUGACUCUACAGAAGAUACCCACGUGCAAGGAAACCCACGUGCGAUUACAUAUUACAAGCUAUAUCAGAAGAAUUUUAAAAGGAAAUUUAUAUGAUGUGAAACUCAAAGUUUAUGAAAAUCUUCAAUAAUGGCGAUAGCAAGAAUUAAAAGUUUUUUGGACACCAGUAUCAAGAAUGUAUCGGCGCCACUGGAGCGCACAGUUCAUCUUGAGCCAGAAAUCGGUUUAAGAAUUGAACAUUCACAGAAUCUUAAAACAUUAAGCGUAACUGUUUUAGGCGCAAGACAUUUACCUCAGACCUUUGGCUUUACACGAGUUAAUAGCUAUUUAGUAAAGGUAAAAUUGUUGCCAGGAAAAGAAAAAUAUGAAACGACAACAAAAAACGAGUCCUGGCCUCAAUGGAAUGAAGAAUUUGUUUUUAAUCUUCGAAAGGAAACCAAAUCUAAGUUUGGCAAAACUAAGGUUGUGGACGAAGAGCUAGGUGGAUCUAGGUUCAUUGUGGCCACUCUAUAUGCUAUUUUAGAAGACAAGCCAUUAGUUGCGACUGAAAAAAAAGAAAAUGAGGAGAAAACUAAAACAAAAGAAAAAAAUUCCUUGACCAAAAAAAGUGGGAAAAAGAAAGAAGAUAAUUGUGGAUCUUCUACUACUCAGGAUUCAAAUAAAAAUAAAUUUUUCAGUCAAAUAUUCAGCAAAACAACAGACAAAGUUGCUGAUCAAAAUUCUCCAGAAAGGAAAAUUUUCGAUAAGAGACGAGUCAUUGGAGCUACAAAUGUUCCCCUUGAUUCUAGAAAUUUCAUCACGAAACCAAUUAAAGCCAAACAUCAAAAUGAUGUGUCAACUGGCGAUAUGUGGAGAACACUGAAAGCCAUUUCUAGCGGAAUUACUGGAGCUGAAGACCGGCGAGAGAAUAAGAAAGGACAAGUUGAGAUCUCCUUGUGUCAAGAGAAAAGCGAUAAGAAAGAUGGAAGUGGAGAAUCCUUGGUGCUAACUCUGCUCCGAUUGAGAUGCUCUAUGCAAACAAUGCAUGAACAUGAAAUGCUAAGAGGGCAAAUGUAUAUUAAAAUGUCAGUUAUCGAGGGAGGUAAAGUGACUCAUUUUUGGAAAAGCAAUCGCUUUACACCCUGUAUUUCCUUAAAGUUUGCACCUGAAAUGGCUAAAGUAAUUGCCGAAAACCCUUAUGAAGGUGCUCUGAAGGAUGUCAGUUUUGUAAUAAAAUUUAUUUCAAAAAACAAGCUUGGAAAAAAAACUACAGUUGGACACUUUGCUAUUGGCCCAGAAGUUGGAGGAACUUAUAGUGACCAAUGGAAACAAGCUCUCGCAAAACCAGGCAAUCAAAUAAUAAAAUGGCAGUCUUUCGAAUAAAACAUCUUGUGGCAUGACAAAGAAACUUACAUCAUGCAAAUAUUUUUAUAUUACAAAUUUUUAGAUUUAUAAAAAGUAAAUCGAGAAAAUACUCUCAUAUUCUUAAUUAUAUUUUUUAUUAACUUUUUUGCAUUUUUAUUUAUAUAAUAUAAAUAAACUGUGCUACCUUUAAAGUUUUCACUCUGAAUUUUAUACAUAGAGAUGCAUGAACGUGUAAAUGAACAUGUUAAAGAACAGUUUUUCUAAUAUUCGUUUUCUCGAAAAUUGUUUUUUAUUUUUUGCAAAUUUUAAAGUGCAACUUAAAAUAAGGAAAAUUUCAUUUGUUUUUAUUUUCAGUAUACUCUUUGGCAUUCGACGUAUGCUUCUUUAAUAAUUGUAGUUAGGAGAGGGCCCCAAGAUUUUUUACUGAUGUAGUUUGUUUAGAUGAAGCUUAUUUUAUAUAAACAAAAAGCGAAAACAAUUAUUUUUCUUCUUAUAACUCUGAGCCUGAUAUUCGAAAUUUUUUAUUUUCCUACUUCAAAACUGUGUAGUUAUCAAUCUGGAGAAUUGAAAUCUGUCGAUAUAGAUACCGACAGUUCUGAUCGUUAUUUGACAUUCUUUGUAUAGCCAUUAAAAUUAUUUUUUUUUAAAUGCUAUUUAAUUUAUAACAGUUAAAAUUGUUAGAACUUUCAAAAAAUAUAAUAAAUUACAUGAUGUUCAGUUUUUAUUUUACCCGUUUUUCAAUGCAUUCUAUGAUGGUGUCCAUCUUAGGGACAUUUCGAUUUUUUCAAAUCGAAAUUUCCAUUUUUAAAAAAUAUUUGUUUGCAAAUUAAAAUUUUUUCUUUAUGGCCAAAAGAUACCUUAUUUGUGUAACUUUCAUACGAUAUGCACCAUUUUUAAAUAUUUGUGUUCUAGAGCAGAAAAUCAAAACUAUAUAUAUCUUGGGGCCCUCUCUCCUAAAUUAUUUUUAGUGAAAUUGUAAAUAGUUAAAUAAAUAAUAAAUAUGGCAUAACUAAUAGAAAAUAGAAAUAAAAAAUUUCACACGCCGAUGGAUUUUUGCAUUUUAAACAUUCAUUCAUUCAAUCAGAGGGGAAAAUCAAUCUACCUACACAGCACAUUAUAUUUCCUAAACAUUUCAUGAAUAUUUCAUUGAAAGAUUUGAAAUAUUUCAAUGCAAGGUUCAUGAAAUGUUGAGUAAAACAGGAAAAUGUCCGCCUAUAAGAAAUAUUGCCGUGCAAUUUUGCUGAAAUAUUACACUUUAAUACUCCUGCAAUAUUACACAUGAAAACUCUGCAAUAUUCAGGAAACAUUUCAAAAAAAGUUAGAAACUUUUUUAAAAUAUGAAAUCAAUCGUUAUUUUCUAACAUGUUCAACACCUUAGGAUCCUGGAAAAUUAAAAACUACUGCGCAGCUGUACAGGCCAUAGAAACUGAGAUCGACCAGUGCGCAGCAUUUAAAUGGAAUUUUUCUAUAAUAUUUUAAUGAAAUAUUUCAGCAACAUUACACGGCAAUAUUUCUUAUAGGCGGACAUUUACCUAAUUUCAGCAAUAUUUCAAGGACUUCGCAUUGGAAUAUUUCAAAAUUUCAAUGAAAUAUUUCAGAAAUAUUUAGGAAAUUUCAUGUGCUGUGUGGGUAGGUAAAAUAUUGAAGAUGCCGCAACAAAUCAACAUGUUUAGCAUGAGAAUAACAGAAAAUUUAUGUCUAACUUUGCACAUGUGGAACAAAUUUCACGAUAUCUCGCUUAAAUGAUCAUCUAGGAUUUUAAAUCAAACAGAUUUGCAAUGUCCAAACCUCCCUCACAGCAUGGUAUAUCUAGUGAAUUUCCCUUUUUUCAUCCCGCGAUGUCCCUGAGAUAGCCCACUGCAUGGAAAGAAAUUUAGUAGCAAUAUUUGAUAAAUCUGAUAGGAAAUUUUAGUAUUCUCUUUUUCAAACGCGGAACAUUUGGGUUUGAUAACGAAAAUCGGUAUAUUUUUACCAAUAGUCUUUUUAGUAAAUAUAUUCCAGAAAUUGAAAUUAUUAUUUCGUAAAUUGAUAAAUUUAUACGAAAAACCAGAAGUAAGUUAAACCGACGCGCACUUCGUUAUUUACUAAAUUUAUAUGAAAAUUUGGAAAGAUUAUUUCGAAAUUUGUUAAAACUAUACUAAAAAUUCGAAGUGGUUCAGUCGUGACAGAUGACGACAGAAACACCAAUAGAUUCUACGCCAAAGUUUUAUCUCUUUCUCAUCUCGAGGAUAGAGGAGGAUAUGAACUUUUAAAUGCACACACACACACAUACACCGCAUUGUUUUACAACGAUUGGCUUAUUUUUAUUCCUAACCUAUACAGAAUAACGCUUCAUAUACAAAUUUAAUAUAUCAAAAUCUGAAAUAAUUAUAUCAUUUUAUACAAUUCUAAUUACGAAAUUUGAAAUAUUUGGUUAGAAAAAUUAAUAAAGAGCUUAUUAAAAUGUGACAUUUUUGUGUUACAAUAAAAAGAUUUCAGAUUUCGUAAAUAUUAUAUCAAAUUUUCUUUCCAACUAUAUUAAAUGUUCUUAUUUUAAUCUCCGAAAAUCGUUUUCAUGCCAAAAUGUUCCGCAAUCACGGUAAACUUGGUUGUAUCUUUUUCUAUUGCAACGUUUUGAUGCAUAUAAGUUAUAUCAAAAAGAGAUCGUUUUGUGUAUCAUUUUUAGAAAUGAUACACGAAACGGUCUCAUUUUUUGAUGCAAAAAAUUUAAUCAAUUUAUAUCAAUCAUGGCCGAAUUGAAUCGACUCAAAAUUAAACGAAUUUUUUUCAGAUAUUUUGGUAAUAUUACAAUUGCGGAGACCAUUUCACUAUUUAAUUUGAAAAUGAAAAUAACAGAAAAUCAAAGACAAUGUGCAAUUUAAAGAAAAUCAAAGACAAUACUUUUACGAUACUUUUAGGAAAACAGUGAUUGUAAUCAAAUAUACUAAAAAGUAACACCAUAAUAUCAAAUAUUGCUACAAACUUUCUUUCCGUGUGGAUGGAAAUUUGGAUAUCCAGGGAUAUCUUUAGGAUAUCCAAAUUUCCGCUCUGUGCGAUAUCCCACUGGAUAUCCCUGAGAUUUUCACACAGCUGAUAAAAUGUAUACAGUGUAAACGUUUCCGGAACGUCUUUCCAAAAAUACUUAAUGUAAAUCAUUUAUUGCAAUGCAAUAUAAAGCUAUGUUUAUAUGUUUGAUGGAAAGAGAAUUUAAUAAAAAAUGUAUUAUGAUUAUAA
Molecule: messenger RNA, 4979 nt
Organism: Leptopilina boulardi
Lineage: Eukaryota; Metazoa; Arthropoda; Insecta; Hymenoptera; Figitidae
Exons: 5
Coding region: 552-1784 (410 amino acids)
Biological process (GO): regulation of dopamine secretion; synaptic vesicle endocytosis; cellular response to calcium ion
Cellular component (GO): dense core granule; synaptic vesicle membrane; axon
Molecular function (GO): phosphatidylserine binding; calcium-dependent phospholipid binding; clathrin binding
Source: RefSeq, a predicted model, not a curated record